Knipowitschia caucasica is the source of this 618-nucleotide messenger RNA. NCBI's taxonomy places the organism in Eukaryota, Metazoa, Chordata, Actinopteri, Gobiiformes, Gobiidae. The record is from the annotation of a GenBank genome assembly.
AUGAGCUCCAGUGUGAGUGGUCCCUGUGCUCUCUCCAUGAGCUCCGGUGUGAGUGGUCCCUGUGCUCUCUCCAUGAGCUCCGGUGUGAGUGGUCCCUGUGCUCUCUCCAUGAGCACCGAUUCCCCUGGGGUCCCCCCGAGUGCAGGGGCCCACCAGCUCUUCAGAGGCUUCAGUUUCGUGGCCUCCAGUUUGCUCGACGAGGAGGGCUUUGCAGAACCAGUGAAACCCACUCCCCACCCUGUCGUUCAGCAGCUCCAUGGGAAGAAUGUCCUGUUCAGCGACGGCUACGUCCUGAAGGAGGACAUCGGGAUGGGCUCCUUCUCCGUCUGCAAACGCUGCGUCCACAAAGCCACCAACACUGAGUACGCGGUCAAGGUGGUGCACAGGGACCUGAAGCCCAGUAACAUCCUGUAUGUGGACGAGUCUGGGAACCCCGAGUCCAUCCGCAUCUGUGACUUUGGCUUCGCUAAGCAGCUACGAGCUAACAACGGACUCCUCAUGACGCCGUGCUACACCGCCAACUUCGUGGCUCCAGAGGUGCUGAAGAGGCAGGGCUAUGAUGAGGGCUGUGACAUCUGGAGCCUUGGGGUGCUGCUCUACACCAUGCUGGCCGGGUGA